Molecule: messenger RNA, 186 nt
Organism: Pyricularia grisea
Lineage: Eukaryota; Fungi; Ascomycota; Sordariomycetes; Magnaporthales; Pyriculariaceae
Exons: 2
Coding region: 1-186 (61 amino acids)
Source: RefSeq, a predicted model, not a curated record
AUGCUCACCCACGACGCCCUCGACCAGAUCAAAAACGCGAUGGUCAUAUCUAACACCCGGCACUGGCUUGUCGUACCGGUCAACACAGGCUUUCAGCUCGGCAUCGAGUGCGGCAUCGGCGCUUUCGAAGUCAUCUGUGUGGAUAUACUAGCCAUGGUAGCGGCUCAGGCACAGUACAUCGAAUGA